AUGCGAAAACUUCUUGACAUCGACAGAGAGAUCCUCUCUUUCUUGAAGAUAAGCAAGAACAUUGCCCAGAUUCAUCAAGCACAUGCCGAGGUUGUUAAAAAAGGAGUGAAGCAGGAUCCCGUUGUUGCCUUUGAGCUAAUCUGGGCUUGUUCCAGCACAGACUCCAUCGACUAUGCCGGCAAGGUCUUUGCGAAGUUGGAAGCUCCGAACGUGUUUCAUUUCACCGCUCUGAUCGACGGGCACAUCUUGUUGGGAUUGGUUGCAGAAGCUAUUCACUUGUACUAUGAGAUGGUUGGUGAAUUGGUACAUCCUGAUAGCUAUGUGACUGCUUCCGUCCUGAAAGCCUGCGGGCUCGGAUUGGCAUUGAGGGAAGGGAGGGAGGUCCAUGGGCAAGUUGUGAAACUCGGGCUUAGCCGGAACCGUGUCGUCGGGAUUAAUCUCAUGGAGGUCUAUGGGAAGUGUGGGGUGUUUCAGGACGCGUGGAAGGUGUUUGAUGAUAUGCCCGAACAAGAUGCUAUGUUAAGAACGGCCAUGAUGUCAUGUUACUUUGAUCAUGGGCGAGUUGCGGAGGCGUGUGCUCUCUUCAGCGGGGUUGGGAAGAAGGACAUGCUUUGUUGGACGGCUAUGAUUGAUGGGCUAGUCCGGAAUGGGGAGAUGUGCAGGGCAUUGGAGGUGUUCUGUGAGAUGCAGAGGGAGAACAUGAACCCGAACGAAGUGACAAUAGUUUGCGUACUGUCUGCUUGUUCUCUGCAGGGAGCAAUGGAGAUCGGGAGAUGGGUACAUUCCUACUUGGGGAAGUUUGGGAUUGAUCUCAAUCGGUUCGAAGGUGGUGCUCUGAUAAACAUGUACUCAAGAUGAGGAGAUAUUGGUGAAGCAAGAUGGGUUUUCUGUCAGUUGAGAGACAGAGAUGUGACUACUUAUAAUGCCAUGAUCUCAGGGCUUGCUUGGCAUGGGAAGAGUGUGGAAGCGAUCGAAACCUUCGGGCUGAUGAAAACACAUGGGCUUCAACCGAAUGGGGUAACUUUUGUCAGUCUAUUGAAUGCUUGUAGUCAUGGAGGUG
Molecule: messenger RNA, 1060 nt
Organism: Punica granatum (pomegranate)
Lineage: Eukaryota; Viridiplantae; Streptophyta; Magnoliopsida; Myrtales; Lythraceae
Source: RefSeq, a predicted model, not a curated record